AAGCAGCGUUACAUUUUGGCAUCAACUUGGUACCAAAGUAUCAGCUCUCUAGAUGCAGCAGUUAAAUAAGAUGCGUAAAACAUCAACAUCAUUGCAUGACAUUGCAGAAAGAGAUGUGCUUCAUCAAACCCAUCCCUCUCACAGGUGCUAUUGUCAUGGAAAAGCCAAACAUUAAGUGGGACGAUGUAGCUGGACUAGAGGGCGCCAAAGAAGCCUUGAAAGAAGCCGUGAUCCUGCCCAUCAAAUUCCCUCAUCUGUUCAAAGGGCGGGGGAUCCUGCUGUUUGGUCCUCCGGGAACAGGGAAAACCUACCUGGCCAAGGCGGUGGCCGCGGAGGCCAACAACUCCACCUUCUUCUCCAUCGCCUCCUCCGACCUCGUGUCCAAGUGGCUGGGUGAGAGUGAGAAGUUGGUGAAGAGCCUGUUCACUUUAGCCCGAGAGCACAAGCCGUCCAUCAUCUUCAUCGACGAGAUCGACUCCCUCUGCGGCUCCAGGAGCGAGAACGAGAGCGAAGCGGCGCGCAGAAUCAAGACAGAGUUCCUCGUCCAGAUGCAAGGCGUUGGAAAUGACAACGAGGGAAUCCUGGUCCUCGGAGCCACAAACAUACCGUGGACGCUGGACUCUGCAAUCAGGAGGAGGUUUGAAAAGCGAAUCUACAUCCCGCUGCCCGAGGCGCACGCCCGCUCCUUCAUGUUCAAACUGCAUCUGGGCUCCACCCCCAACAGCCUGGCCGAGGCGGACUUCGUCACCCUGGGCCAAAAGACGGAGGGCUACUCUGGGGCGGACAUCAGUGUCAUCGUUAGAGACGCCCUGAUGCAGCCGGUCAGGCUGGUUCAGUCCUCCACUCAUUUCAAAAAGGUCCGCGGGUCAUCGUGGAACAACCCCGACGUCGUGGUGGACGACCUCCUGACUCCGUGUUCGCCGGGUGAUCCCAACGCCAUCGCGAUGACGUGGAUGGACGUUCCUGGGGAGAAACUUCUGGAGCCGGUCGUGUCCAUGCCCAACAUGCUGAGGUCACUCGCAAGCACCAAGCCGACGGUGAACGAUCAGGACCUGGACAAGCUGAGGAAGUUUACAGAGGACUUUGGUCAAGAAGGCUAAUAAUACUCACGCUCUACGUUUUAAUAAGACUGCAACCAACAACUAUUUUCACUGUCAAUUACGUUUGCGAUCAUUCGAUUAAUCAUCUUGAAAACAUCCAUCACCAGUUACUGGAGCCUAAAGUUCUUUAGUUUCUGAAGCCGAUUAGCGGUCAAAGCAAUAGAAAUAAUUUUAAAGGGACAGUUUGGAUGUUUAGAAGUGUGUCUGUAUGAGGUGUUCUACUACAGCAGAUGAGUUUAUAGAAACAGACAGGAGAACCAGCACGGGAGCAAACUAAUGUACUGCUGUGGACGUAUUUUAGACUCCUGAAAGAAUCUAUAUCGGUUUAAUUGAACGCUAUAUUUUGGUUUUUUUCACCUCUUUACCUCGCUGUCAGACAGACCUUUCUGGCGGAGAAGUAAAGCUGUUCUCUUUGCUCUCUUCAAAGCCACCAGACUCCAUUGACAAAAGUAAUCAUUUUUACCUCACAGAGCACAGGAGUUUCUGGUCAUUCCGCUGCCUCCGUCUGUUAGUUUGUUUGUUGUUGUGUGACUUUGGUGAAUCAGAACUAAACCUUUAAAACACCAAAGUCACACAGUAACACAAACUGAUGGAGGCAGCAGUAGACCAGCGACUCCUGUCUCCUGAGAGGUAGAAUCAGUGUUUUAGUGAACGGAGUCUGGUGUCUUUGUAGAGAUCAAAGAUAACGGCUUAAGUUCCCGUCAGAAAGAGCUGUUUAACAUCAAGGUAAAGAGGUGAAAACAUUCUAAAUAUAGCGUUCACUUAAACUGAUUUUGAUUCUUUUAGGAGUCCAACAUACCUCCACAGCAGUACAUUGCUUUGCUUUGCUGAUACUCUUGUCUGUUUUGGUAACACACUGACUAUGGAUGCGUUCCUCAUACGACCCAUCUUCAAAAACAUCCGACCUCUCCCUUUAAGGUUGUAGUUCAAGAUAAGCACCUGUUUCUAUGAAGGAGAAUUGACCAAAAUGAUUAAUUGAUGAUCAAAAUCUUAAUUGAUGACUUUUUCUUCAACUAAUCAAUUAAUCAUCUGCACCAUCAGCACUAUUUAUCACAAAUUAAUUGAUCCGCUGUUGCUUGUGUUUAUAGCUUCACGUUUGUACGGUUUGUUCUUUAGUGUAUUGGUUUUAUUUGGCAUGUCUCAAACCAAAGUGAUCUUUAUUUGUUUUAAAGACACCAUCACUGUUCUAGAAUAUGAACAACAGAUGGUCAUGAUGCAGUGGGUGAAUGCAACACUACAUGCCUCUUAGUAUAGUCUUUGUUUUGCACUGAACAGAAUCAGUUUCAGGGUUGGUUUUUAUAAAUGGGAAUUUAUUGCUGUCAAAUGUAUGAAAACGGACUCUUUUAAACAUGUAAAUAACCUUUUACUGGUUAUUCUUGUUUCUCUAUACACAAAGUUAUCAUCACAAGCUUCAAAUGGGCCUUCUGGGCUUCUAUUGAGUUACUAAAUUAUAUCAAAUAUUGUACAACAAUGCCUUUAAAGCAUUUGUAAAUGCUGUCUAUAAGUAAAUCAUCUGCAUUUCUAGUUUAAACUUUCAGAGCGUAGUAGUCGGUUACUGUGAUGUGAAGUUCUUAUACAUCCUCUCAGUAUGUUGCCUGAUCUCAGACACAAGUGUGAAUGCUCGGCGUGUUUAUUUUGGGGGUUUGAGGUCACUUACUGGUUACAUGAAUAAAACUUGUUACGGUGGA
This is a messenger RNA of Anarrhichthys ocellatus (wolf-eel), 2788 nucleotides long. RefSeq names its product vacuolar protein sorting-associated protein 4B-like. Gene Ontology annotation, biological process: endosomal transport; vacuole organization. The record is from RefSeq and is a predicted model, not a curated record. The transcript has 7 exons. Gene Ontology annotation, molecular function: ATP hydrolysis activity; ATP binding. NCBI's taxonomy places the organism in Eukaryota, Metazoa, Chordata, Actinopteri, Perciformes, Anarhichadidae. The coding region runs from base 96 to 1100 and encodes 334 amino acids.